UAUACUCGAGAAGAACGUAACAGCAUUUGUUUAUUUGAAGGGUUUUAUUAGCUCUCGAAACACCAUGGAUGAUGAUGAGUUUAAUGUGGUAGCACGGUUCGAUGAUGCAGACCUUUCGUACCCAGACCAUGAAAACGUCGAGCCAUCAGUGUCGGAUGUGACGGUUGUGAGUGCUUUGAACGAAACUGGUCAGAGAAAGCGUCGUUUCGUCGACAAUGACCCAUUCUCAAUGCCUCCUGACGAAAAGUUCGUCCAUCCAAUGGAUUGGCACAUGAAAAUGCCGCUUACAUUGGAGGAACACGAAAAUACUCGAGCAAAAACUGAUGAUGAAUUGGCUGCGACUCGGUUAUUUCAACGUAUCUGUCAAGCAAGGGCAAAAAGAAUGCGAGCAAUGAGGGAGCAACUACAGGACCAUGAAAAUGCUGAUUCGGACGAUGAAAAUGAAAAGGAGAAACAGAUUAUGGAGUCGCCUCCGAUUGAUGGAUCAUCGUGGAUUGGAGUAAAUAGUGACGAUAGGCAUGAAAGGUUCUAUAUUCGCUACAUUCGGCAGCCGCGUAUACCACGAGCUGCCAACGCUGGAUCGAAUGAAAUCCGUGCAGAAAUACUCAAUCAGCAGGCACAGAAGAUCAAAGCAGAAAUCGAGGCAGUCAGCUUACUGAACGGAAACUGUCAAACUAUCAGUUGCAAACCCUCCAGAUGCAGUCUUGAUAUGUGUAGUGGCUCUGAAAUAACCCUACUUUACUGUUUUUCCAUUUUUCUAUCUUUUUAUUCUUUUUGCGAAUCGUCAGAGAAGUGCAAUUCGGUUCGACCUUGUUACAGAGAAAAUAAAGCUCGCAUGAUGAUAAAUCGCCAGGAAAGAGAGAAUCUUGAUGAAGUUCAUGCAGAUAUUAUCACAAACGAGUCUAGUGUAUGGGUGAAUAAAUACGCUCCUCGAACCUACCUGGAUUUACUCAGUGACGAUGGUGUAAAUCGACUCAUGAUGUCCUGGGUGAAACUUUGGGAUGAAUGCGUUUUCAAACGCAAGAUCGAUCAUCUUUCUAAAACCGUUGCUGCAAAAGAGAAGGACUUGCUCACGUUGGAUUCGGGGAAACCUCGUCGACCAGUGCAAAAGAUAGCUUUGUUGUGUGGACCCGCUGGUUUGGGAAAAACAACAUUGGCAAAUGUUGUUGCUCGGCAAGCUGGAUAUGCAGUUGUAGAAAUGAAUGCCAGUGACAGCAGGAAUGUGCCUGACUUUGAGAAAGCUCUCGAAGGUGCAGUUCGGACGUCUCGAACCCUUGAUCAGAAAUCGCGUCCAAACUGCUUGAUUCUUGACGAAAUUGACGGAGCUCCUGUGGAAGCAAUACGUUAUCUUGUUAAAGCAACUCAAGCUACCGGAAAGAAAGCAAUACGCCGCCCUAUUAUUUGUAUUUGCAACAACAUGUAUAAAUCGCGUCCAAACUGCUUGAUUCUUGACGAAAUUGACGGAGCUCCUGUGGAAGCAAUACGUUAUCUUGUUAAAGCAACUCAAGCUACCGGAAAGAAAGCAAUACGCCGCCCUAUUAUUUGUAUUUGCAACAACAUGUAUACCCCUGCUUUACGAGAACUUCGAACGGUUGCUCUCAAUCUUCAGGUGGCGCCGACUGCGAAGGAACGGCUUAUUCAAAGGCUAACAGCAAUCUCUGAAUUGGAAGCCGUUCGCAUCGAUCGAUUUGCGUUGCAACGGCUCGUGGAGUUGUGUCAAUGUGAUGUUCGAUUUUCAAUCAACACGCUCCAGUUCGUGUCUGUUCUUGCUCAAAAGGAGCGGCGUUACGUUUCAGUAGAUGACAUACAAAAGGCUGUGGAACGAGAAAGAGUGGGGUCUGCAUCAAUAUUCGAAAAUUGGUCUACUAUGUUGGACUUUAGUCAUCAUUUCGAUAAGUUGUUUGGAGUUGUCAGCGCAGAUGGUAUCGGACAGAAUAAGAUGUAUUCGAAUAUAAAUUUACCCGUGCUUUUUUCCAGAAAAGGAAUCCUACGAUCAUUGUCAGAGAGGCUGCAGCUGGUUGAGCGUGUUGCUAUUGAACGUGGUGAUGACCGUUUCGUGAACGGACUAUACGCUAACUAUCUUAGCGUAAAUAUACCCUUGAAAGCAAUUCGAUCUGGUGUCGAGGCUUUCGUACAUUAUGACCGCAUUACGCUCGCGAUCAACGAAAAGCAAGAUUACACAUUGAUGAAGUUUGUCCCAGUUUUCUACAUGCUUCUCCAUGCAGCUGUGGCUACUCAUACAAGACACUCGAGGCACCCAGCUCACAGUUUUCUUUCUUAUGUUCAGUUUGUAAUAUUUAUAGGAAACCUCGGAGUUGUUUUCAGGGCUAAAUUGAAAUAUCCUCAACAAGAGCAGAGUAUAAACCAAAGGCGUCGAGAAUCGCAGGAAACCCUUGCAACAGUCCAAUGCUCGCUUUUGGGACGGUAUUCUCCUACCGCACUGCUCUGUGAUGUACUUCCCCUUCUUCUGCAAAUUGUCCAACCGCCCAUCAAAACGAUAGUAAUCUUCCAUGCUACUGGAGGUGGUGUGAAGGAAAAUUUGGCUCCAAAGAGUAACACUGCGCAAAUCAAAGAAAUGUGUGGUACAACACCUGCUGGUAAUCAGAACGUGGUUCACCUCGAAAGUUUGAUUGUUAAUCGAAUAAGCAUCGGUGAGAAGCACAGGUCGGUUUGUAUCACCUAG
Molecule: messenger RNA, 2683 nt
Organism: Haemonchus placei
Lineage: Eukaryota; Metazoa; Nematoda; Chromadorea; Rhabditida; Trichostrongylidae
Source: the annotation of a GenBank genome assembly